UUCACUUAUGUGAGAGAGUGAGGAUUUCCCCCGCAAGUGAGGGGUCUUCCCCGCAUCACCGAGGGAUCUAUAAAACUCCAUGGGCCAGAGCAGAUCCUCAGACCAGUGAUCCUCUCCUGGAGCAACCAGCAGCCUCCUCUAGCCCGGAUCACAAGAAGCCUUCACUCAAGCUCAGAAUCGAUAUGUCAGCUGCCCGUCUACUGCUCCCUCUGGCCGUGGUGCUGCUCAGCGCCAUGAUGCUCACAGAAGGUGUGCGGAUGGCCACCGAACCCAAGAGCUGCUGCUUUUCCUUUGUCACAAAAGAACUGAAGCCACAACAAGUGAGCAGUUACAGAAAGACCAGCCAGCAGUGCCCCAAUGCUGCCGUGGUGUUCACCACCCGUCGUGGCUUCAAGGUGUGUGCCCAGUCCAGCCAGCCCUGGGUGCAGACGCUCAUCAGCAAAAUCGAGGACAAGAAGGGGCGGCAGUAGGGGAGGAGGCGGCAUUCCUGUGGCCUCCUUUUUGUGCCGCUGAAGUUUGCGAGCCAGUCCAGCGUUUCCAUCCCUGCAGGCACCAGCUUGACACUCUUGCGAUGGAAAUUCAUGGGCCUUCAGGCUGGUGGCCUAUUUCCAUGAAGACCUGCUCAUUCCCCACCUGUGGCGUCGUUAUUCCCUCAGGAAUCAUCUCCCAAUAGCCUCUAUAUCAACACUUGUGCUGCCAUUAAGCUAAAAUUCAUAUAUGUCAUUGAAGCUGAGAGACUCUCAUGAAUGUUAGAUUAGGAGCUUUACCAGUAAAAUAAUUUAAAAUGUGUAUUUCCAUCUUUUUGUAUUUUUGUAUUGCACUUGUUUAAGUUUUUUUUUGAAGGAAAAAUUUUUAUGUAUCUUAUUACCUUUUCAUACCUACUAAUGGCAAAAAUGUAUUGUUUUUCUAAGAUUUGUGCAAUGUUUAAUGAUGUGGAAGUUAGAACGACAAAUAAAGUUUUGAAUGGAA
This is a messenger RNA of Paramormyrops kingsleyae, 969 nucleotides long. Its product is annotated as monocyte chemotactic protein 1B-like. The record is from RefSeq and is a predicted model, not a curated record. Gene Ontology annotation, cellular component: extracellular region. Gene Ontology annotation, molecular function: chemokine activity. Gene Ontology annotation, biological process: immune response. NCBI's taxonomy places the organism in Eukaryota, Metazoa, Chordata, Actinopteri, Osteoglossiformes, Mormyridae.